UGAGUCUUUGUUGAGAUACUUACAUCAAGAAGCCCUCCCACUCCCAACAACCAUGGCUUCGGUUCCGGUGAAGCCUCUACCUUUCGGACGCUUACAGCUUAUUCUCCGGAAUAUUACUCCAACGGUUCCAAGUGCUCAGUCAAUGGUUUCAGCCUCUUUCAAACACCAUCAUUUCUUAGGACUCUCAUCUUAUGAUAUAUGUAUCUAUGAAUCUGUGAGGCAUAUGAGAAACCUUAGGUCUUGGAGCACUCGCCGGCAAGUAAGCAAAAGCCCCGGCGUAUCUAUGCCGGUAGCUUCUGCUGAAGAUUUACCUGCGGUUUCUUGGGAUUCUUGGAAGCCUGAGAAGACUACGGUGGCUCCGUCGCUGAGUGACGUCAUUUGGCCUGCAGCAGGAGCGUUUGCGGCAAUGGCGAUACUGGGAAGGAUAGAUCAUAUAUUAAACCCUAAAGGUAUCUCAAUGUCGGUUGCACCACUUGGUGCCGUCUCUGCCAUUCUUUUCACCACUCCUUCUGCCCCUGCUGCUAGGAAAUACAAUAUAUUCAUGGCUCAAAUAGGUUGUGCAGCCAUUGGAGUGUUGGCGUUUUCCAUCCUCGGGCCCGGUUGGCUCUCCCGCAGCACCGCCCUCGCGGCUUCCAUCGCGUUUAUGGUCCUUGCUCGUGCUAAUCAUCCGCCUGCGGCGAGUUUGCCACUGAUGUUCAUUGACGGAGCGAAGUUACAAAAGUUGAGCUUUUGGUACGUACUAUUCCCAGGUGCAGCCGCCUGUAUCCUCCUCUGCUUCCUCCAAGAGAUCGUGUGUUACUUGAAGGAAAACUUGAAAUUUUGACGAAUGGAAAUGGAACAUGCACGUGUUUAUACGUAAGUAUACACACAUUUUGGUAUGGUGGGGGAGAUCAUGUGCAGAAUCUUUAUUCAUUAUAAACGUUUAUGGUAGAUGGUAGACAUAUUCGUAUCCUAUAUUUAUAAUAUAUACACAUAUACAUGCCUACAAAGCUUGUUAUUUAUACUUCUUUCAGUUUUUGGUUUUUACGUUGAGCUCAAUUAUUCUAGAGAAACGAUAUUGCUUAUA
Messenger RNA from Brassica rapa (field mustard), 1066 nucleotides. RefSeq lists its product as uncharacterized. The record is from RefSeq and is a predicted model, not a curated record. NCBI's taxonomy places the organism in Eukaryota, Viridiplantae, Streptophyta, Magnoliopsida, Brassicales, Brassicaceae.